Molecule: messenger RNA, 1422 nt
Organism: Aspergillus campestris IBT 28561
Lineage: Eukaryota; Fungi; Ascomycota; Eurotiomycetes; Eurotiales; Aspergillaceae
Product: lactate 2-monooxygenase
Exons: 4
Coding region: 67-1278 (403 amino acids)
Molecular function (GO): FMN binding; oxidoreductase activity
Source: RefSeq, a predicted model, not a curated record
CUACAACUUAGCUAUACCCCAAUUGAAUACUUACAACACCUAUUUUUCCUCUCGGAUCUCGUCAAAAUGCCUGAACGUUACGGCGACUACCAGACGGAGAUCUAUGGUCAAGGGGCCAUUGCGGGUCUGCGACCGAAUGUCACGACCGACCCGCGUUUGCUCGAAGAGCAGGCGAAGAAGGCCCUAGGCGUCCGAGGCUACAAUUAUAUUGCGGGCGGUGCUGGCGAGAAAGCGACGAUGGACAGCAACCGAUUGGCUUUCCGUCAGUGGAAGUUAAUACCCCGCAUGCUGAGGCCGAUGGACAAGCAGGACCUUACGGUGAACCUCUUCGGCCAGGACUACCCUUCCCCGGUUCUCAUGGCGCCGGUCGGCGUCCAGAGCAUAUUCCACGAAGACAAGGAGACCGGUCUGGCCGAGGCGUGCUCCGAAGUCGGCAUCCCGUAUACCCUGAGCACGGCAAGCACCAGCUCGAUCGAAGAAGUGGCCCAGUCGAACGGAGACGGAAAGAGAUGGUAUCAGCUUUACUGGCCCCAAAGCGACGACAUCACCCUGUCGCUGCUGAAGCGCGCGAAAGAAAACGGGUAUUCCGUCCUCGUGGUCACGCUCGACACUUGGUCCCUGGCAUGGCGACCGGCCGAUCUGGACAACGCAUACGUUCCGUUUUCUACGGGUGUUGGGUGCCAAAAUGGCUUUUCGGAUCCCGUCUUUCGCGCCAAGUUCGAGAAGGAGACUGGUACCAAGGUGGAGGACGAUAUUCUCGCGGCGUCGAGGGCCUGGAUUAGCGAUGCGUUUCCCGGUCAACCGCCCACUUGGGAGAGAAUUGCCUUCCUGCGGAAGAACUGGGAUGGCCCGCUGGUGCUGAAGGGCAUUCAGCAUGUGGACGACGCUCGAUUCGCACUCAAGGCCGGGUGUGACGGUAUCGUUGUCUCGAACCAUGGCGGCCGACAGGUGGACGGGGCCAUCGGCUCCCUGGAAGUACUACCGGAGAUUGUUGACGCGGUGGGCGACAAGAUGACGGUCCUGUUCGACUCCGGCGUCCGGACCGGUGCCGACGUCAUCAAGGCCCUUUGCUUAGGGGCCAAGGCAGUCCUUGUCGGUCGGCCUUUCAUAUACGGCCUUGCUAUCAACGGGAAACACGGUGCCAAAGCGGUGAUGCAAGGUAUGCUGGCCGAUCUAUGGCAAAACAUGUCUCUGGCUGGGAUCUCCGGAGUCGCCGAGUGCACUCGCGAUAGGCUCCGAAAAGUCCCGUAUGGAGGUGACGCGAAGGCCAUGCUGUGAUAUCAGACGCUAGUAGCCCGGUGUAAAAUAAUAAUCAUCAUAACCCAGGCGAUAGGGGAUCGCAGCGAAAUCAGGCAUUCAGGCUGUCAUUCCGGCACAGCUCAUGUAUAAUGAUUACUCAUCAGCUAUGAUGCCAUCCUUGUG